CAACACAGCACAUGCUGCCCCCUGCAGGCUGGCUACACAAACCACACAUGACUGACCCCUCCAUCAGAGACAUGCAACUCCAACCACUCCUAAAAAACAUACAAAGCAACAUGGAUUCCUCUAAGUCCUUACAACAGAGGCCAGCUGGCUACCUGACUGAUAUCCAGUGUAACCGUGGUGACCUCCAUCCACACUCAUCACAGGGACUGAAGAGAAACUCAGGCACUGAACAUCUGAAGGGACUUCAAAAUGGCAGCUUCCCGGUUGUUAGGCACCUCCUACCACAAACCCACUACCGGAGGUCUCGCUCCAAUACUACACAGGAUUCAUGUGGUGGAUACAGCUGUUUCAACGUGGUGAAACCUUACCAGGCUGGAUACUACAUAAUUCAUCCAGAAUUUGUGUCUGAGUGCCUAUGCUGAAAGUUUAACCACAUGUUCAAUAAA
Messenger RNA from Coregonus clupeaformis (lake whitefish), 446 nucleotides. RefSeq lists its product as uncharacterized. The record is from RefSeq and is a predicted model, not a curated record. The transcript is spliced from 4 exons. Lineage: Eukaryota; Metazoa; Chordata; Actinopteri; Salmoniformes; Salmonidae. Bases 12 to 422 code for a protein of 136 amino acids.